This is a messenger RNA of Gopherus flavomarginatus (Mexican gopher tortoise), 1123 nucleotides long. RefSeq names its product zinc finger protein 2-like. The record is from RefSeq and is a predicted model, not a curated record. NCBI's taxonomy places the organism in Eukaryota, Metazoa, Chordata, Testudines, Testudinidae. Gene Ontology annotation, biological process: regulation of DNA-templated transcription. The coding region runs from base 648 to 1118 and encodes 156 amino acids. The transcript is spliced from 6 exons.
AUAUUUUGUUUUGGUGUCAAACUGCCACGCAGCUGGCGCACCGUACGCUACGUGGGGCUCUGUGAAUCGCGGCUGUGCGGUUUCCGGCGACGUGGGGAAAGGCCUGGCCUGCGCUAUUAGCGUAGCCCCGCCAAGUCCGGCAUGAGUCAGGCGGAAGCGGGACUUACGUCCUUUUCGUAGCCCCGGAACACGGGGGAUAUUGGGGUUGAGCUUUGUGGGUCAGACGCUGUUUCCCGAUUGUGGUCUGGGAGCCCAGGCUGAGCAGCUGCUGCUCCCCCAGUGGGAUCGGGGCAGGGGAGUGACCAUGAGUGAAGCUUCCUGUGCCAGCCAAGAGUCGAGAACAUCCAUCUGCGAGGAAAGAGCCGGGGGGAAUUGUGAUGUGACGUGACUGUCCUGUUCUGACACGUCCCCUUCAUGCCCUGACAGGCUGCAGUGUCACGUCCCAUCCUCCCAGGGAAGAGAGAUGGCUGCCGUGGGGCCAGCUCAGAUAGGGAUUAUCGGGCAGUUGCUGGUGGGCUCCUGUUGGCAGCAGAAAGGCUGUAAAGCCAUAGGAGGGGCCGGUGACUUUCGAGGAGGUGGCUGUGUAUUUCACCAGGGAAGAGUGGGCUCUGCUGGACCCUGCUCAGAGAGCCCUUUACAGACAUGUCAUGCAGGAGAACUACAAGAACGUGACCUCGCUGGGGUUCCCAGUUUCCAAACCUGAUGUCCUCUCCCAGCUGGAACGAGGGGAAGAGCCGUGGGCCCCAGAUCUCCAGGGCUCAGAGGAAAGAGAGAUCCUGAGAGGCAGCUGCAUGGCAGGUGAGGGGAUGGUGAGAGAGACUGUGGAGCAGACGCCUCAGCAGGAAGAGGAGCAAGUGGAAGCACGUGGGGCGUUGUUGCAAAGAUGCAAAGGGAGUGUGUCCAUGAGUUGUGAGCAGGGAAAAGGCUCUCAGGGGCAGCACAGGCCAGAGAAGUGUCAGGGAAACCAGCCAGCGCAGAAAGUUGGAAUAUUUGUUAAUUAUCGGGAAACUCACAAAGGCCUCAAGGAAGCCACGACCCAGCAGAGAAUCCUGACGGGAGAGAGAAAUAACACGAACUUUGAGUGUGGGAAAAAGUUCAGGAGGCACUUACACCAUUAGAAAAU